Molecule: messenger RNA, 2754 nt
Organism: Echinops telfairi (small Madagascar hedgehog)
Lineage: Eukaryota; Metazoa; Chordata; Mammalia; Afrosoricida; Tenrecidae
Gene: QTMAN
Product: glycosyltransferase like domain containing 1
Exons: 12
Coding region: 324-1712 (462 amino acids)
Molecular function (GO): glycosyltransferase activity
Source: RefSeq, a predicted model, not a curated record
GUUGGCAAUCCUUGACGUUCCUUCAGUCAUAGAAGUACCACUUCAUUGGGUGCCUUCUCCUGGAUGUCUGUGUCUCUUCAUCUCUUCCCACAAGGACACGUCCUGUCAGGUUGUACUUCAGGAAGACUACAGGGAAGAACACGUUUUCCUCUUGCCACAAAAGUUGCAAUAGAAAGUUACAGAAUCAAAAUGCCUGUGAACUGGAGAGCGCCUGUAUGGAAUGGCUAUUGGAAUGGAAGUUUUGGGGAGGAGAUGAGUUCAGUGGCCAUUCAAGAUUGGAGGAUCAGCAAAUGGCAGAACCUGUGAAGGCCUGAAAGGGCCAAAUGAGUAUUCUCAUCAUUGAGGCCUUCUAUGGAGGGUCCCAUAAACAGCUGGUGGAUCUCCUCCAAGAAGAACUAGAAGGCUGCGUCCUUUCUACCCUUCCGGCAAAGAAAUGGCACUGGAGAGCGCGGACAUCGGCUUUGUAUUUCUCCCAGCAUGUUCCCAUCAGUGAGCAGUACAGGAUCCUCUUUACAAGCUCAGUGCUUAACCUGGCUGAACUGGCUGCCCUUCGGCCUGACCUUGGGAAAUUGAAAAAGAUUCUCUACUUCCACGAGAACCAAUUGGUGUAUCCUGUCAAGAAAUGUCAGGAGAGGGAUUUUCAAUAUGGAUACAACCAAAUUCUUUCAUGCCUGGUGGCAGAUGUGGUGGUAUUCAACUCAGUUUUUAAUAUGGAGUCGUUUCUCACUUCCAUUGGGAAAUUUAUGAAGCUGAUGCCUGAUCACAGACCCAAGAAUCUGGAAAGCAUCAUCCGACCCAAGUGCCAAGUUAUUUACUUUCCCAUCAGAUUUCCUGAUGUGAGAAGAUUCAUGCCCAAGCACAAAACCACCCACUUAAAGACGAUGCUCAGCCUUAAAGGAAAUGCUGCUGCCGUUGCUCCGGCCAUGGCCCUUCUUCCUGUGCCUGAACAGAGAGGGUCUGCGGACGGACUCCAGAGUUUAAGCUCUGGGUCUGGACUCUGCGAAGCACACUCUGACCUUGAAACAGGGCAACCGGAAAGCCUGCGUAGCUCAGUAAUGCACGUGUCAGACUUGAACCCGGCCAACUCUUCAGAUAAUUCAGAUUCUCAUCAUGAAGACGGGAAACAGAAUCCAACUGUUAAUCCCUGUGCCCUUUUGGGUGGAGCGGAUGAUCAACAAAGACCAUUGCACAUCGUGUGGCCUCACAGGUGGGAGCACGAUAAAGAUCCAGAGAGUUUUUUUAAGGUGCUGCUGCAGCUCAAGGAGCUUGGACUCAAUUUCCACGUCUCAGUCCUUGGAGAAACCUUCACAGAUGUCCCAGCUAUCUUCUCAGAAGCCAAAAAGGCACUGGGGUCGUCCGCCUUACACUGGGGCUACUCAACCAGCAGAGAUGACUAUUUCCAAGUUCUGUGCAUGGCGGAUGUGGUCAUCUCAACAGCGAAACACGAAUUCUUUGGAGUGGCAAUGUUGGAAGCCGUGUAUUGUGGUUGUUACCCACUUUGUCCCAAGGACUUGGUUUAUCCUGAAAUCUUCCCAGCUGAAUAUCUGUAUUCUACACCUGAGCAGCUUUCAAAAAGGCUUCAGAAUUUCUGCAAGAGACCAGACAUUGUAAGAAAACAUCUCUAUAAGGGUGAAACGGCGCCGUUUUCUUGGGCAGCCCUACAUGGUAAAUUCAGGUCUCUGCUUAGAACAGAACCUAAGGAAGAUUUGUGACAGAUGGGGCUAAGUCACAAACUUGCAGCCUAAGGCAGAAUCUGUAGAACUUUCCAGAGUGUGCCCAUAUUUACCUGAUCAGAGAGCAAAGAAAGUCUGCAGAGGAAGCUGAGCCUGGCUGCUUGUCAUAGCUGACACAGAGCCAUCUGCCACAAACCUGUGGCGGCUUCAGAUCUCCAAGCCCUGCCACCACCCCAACUCAAAUUAAAGACAGACUCCCAGAGACGUUCGGAUGGUUACACAUGUCCUCGGCAUCACAUGUAGGAGACUGUUCAAAAAAAAUAUGUGGCCUGUUGUAUAACCGCACUCAUGUAUCCCAUAUGUGGUGCCACAUUGAAUUUCCGGUUGAAUCUGUUUUUAUCCUUUGUACUGGAUGACAUGGUGCCUGAAUUCUUUCUCUUCGCCGACACGAUGGCAGCCAAACUGCAGCUUCAAAAGCUCACACUUGGCUGGGUUUCUACCUAGGUUGCCAGGUUAUCAUCGGAGCCUUCUUGUGUCCUCAAAGGGCCACGGGGUCUGAAAGGAGGAUCAGAAUGCUACCGGACUAAUUGGGCAGCCCUCUCAGAAUUAUUUGUGGGAAAAGGGCUGCUUUAGCACUUUUCUUUUAGCAAAUUAAUGACUCUCCGGCACAGGGGUUUUUAAGUGAAGGUAUUAAUAAGGGGUCUGGCAGGUAUUCCCAUGGUUCACAGUGUUACAUUUGCAUUUAAUUAAUCUUAAAGAAAGUUGCAAGAUAAACAGCUGUAAUUCGGACAAACAUCAGAAGUACACUAAGUAGAGCCAUCUCUUCCAUGAAAUGAACACGGAGAGACUUGUUCUAAAUUUCUUUUUCUUCUGGGCUAAAACUAGAAAUAUCAACUUCUAACAAAACGAGCUUUUGAUAUAAGUACUCUAAAAAUAUUUGCAUCCGGCUACAAAUACAAUCUUUCAAGAUAAGUCACUUUAUAAUUCCAAUAUCAAGCAGCUGUAUUUGUUGAUGUAAAGAUGUUUUGAACAGUCAGAUUGUUAAAUAAAUUUUUAAUAAAGUACCCACUGCUAUUUUUAA